Messenger RNA from Closterium sp. Naga37s-1, 1335 nucleotides. The record is from the annotation of a GenBank genome assembly. Lineage: Eukaryota; Viridiplantae; Streptophyta; Zygnematophyceae; Desmidiales; Closteriaceae.
CAGCUUGUAGCUUCUGCCCUCGGCUCGCCAUCUCUCUCCUCUUCAGUGCCGGUAAUUGACCACCCCGCUCUCAACCGGCACCUCACUGCUGCCGCCUGCCACCACUUGUCGCCUCGCCCUUCCUUCGCCAGCCUCCAGAGAUCCCCCGUUCGGCGCCUCUGGCGAAGCUCCUCGCUCGCAGCUGGCAGCUCGCUGCUGCCACUCGGCACACAUCAAUCACUCCAGUGCCUCUUGCCAUCACUGGCGGUGGACCGCCUCCCAAUCUCAACUGCCACCUCGCUGCUGUCGCCUGCCACUUCUUGUCGACUUGCCUGUCCCUCGCCUCGCCUCCCUCGAGUGCCCCUUUGUUCCGCACCUCCAGUAAAGCGCAUCUCGCUCGCAGCACACUUGUACCUCCAGGCACACCCUUGCAUUGGGCUAACUCCAUCAGCCAUGUCUCAGAUGACUGCAGUGGCCAUGCUGCUGCCAGCUGGUGGCUUUCCUUCUCGGUUCGGCCAUCGCGGUCAUCAGCAUCACGACACUUGGCAGAGAUGCCUGGUGGCAUGCCACCACAGCAGAGGAACCCGAGCGGUAUCAAACCGGGAGCGCUUCAGCUAUUCAGGAAAGCGUCAAGGCGAAAUGUUCGGCACGCUUCGGGGAGGGCGUCUUCGACCAAUUCGGCCCGUCGGACAUGAACGCAAGCCUGUUGAAGUGGAACCAGGCAUGUCCACUGUCACAUGUCAGAACGCCACAUGCGGACCUCCCACUCAUGCCCAUGGAAUUGAGGUUUCUGGUCACCAUGCCCGUGCUCCCUCCAUGCCGCCUCACUCUCUCCCCACCCUGGCGCCGGUUAAUGUGCUGUAUUCUGCCAUCACCACUCUUAUAGUAGUGCUGUGGUGGAAGGACGUGACCCACAUGCAAGUCAGAGCAUGGGUGCAUCAGCAAGGCUUGGCUGGAGUGAUGAAGCUGAAGAGUGCAAGCAAGUGCUUCGAGCCACGGGGAAUCUUCUCUUUCCUGCGCAGCCUUAUGAAGCAUGCCAGUUUUGUGAUGCAGAAUCUGGGUACAGAUGUUAGGACUGUCAUGGCGAGUUUGGCCGGAACGCAGGAGUUGAGUGAGGCGAUGGAGACGAGGAUGAGGGCGGUUGGCGUGCAGCUGGAAGAGACAAGGAGGGAGUUGGAGGAGGCUGAGAGGAGAAGGGUAGCGGAGAUGAUGGAGAUGAGAGGGCAGAUGGAGGAGAGGGAGAGGGAGCUGGCAGCAUUAAAGGGAGAGUUUGCUGAGCAGAAAGAUGCUCUCAUGGACUUGGAUGUUGACCUGCAUAUCAUCCGGAGUGUAGGCGAUCAAAGGACUGCAUGGGAG